ACUUGCAGCAGUAGCAACAACAACAGCAACAUCAGCAACUACUGAUAAAGACCGGCUGGCAACAGAGAAGCGGCCACUUGCAGCAACAUAAUUUCAAAGUCGGAGCGUGGGAAUCGCAAAUCACGGCAGCAACACCAGCAACAAUCAUCACAGCACGGCAGCAACAUCGGUCUCUCGUCGCUCUCCAAAGCGCUCUUCUCGCUCGCCGUUCUCCCGCUGGCGUUGCUCCGUCUCCCUCGCUCAGCCACGACACCUCUCGCUUGCACUCGCUGUGGAGCGUUCGCGUAUAUUUGGAGGCGUUGCGGCGACCGCUCACGACAGUUGUGCUUGGAACGCUUCGGAGUGAAGAUCGUGCUCGUCCGAUCGGUGCGCGUGAAAAAAAAUUACACGGCGAACAAAAAGAGUCAAAAGCCCAAACAAUUGACAAGACACGAAACAUAAACACAAGUGUAAAAGCAAAUGCUUGAGAGCAACAAAAAAGAAAUUGUUUUUUACAAAUCUCGCACGUAAAUUAGCAAGCGUUCGCAAGAAACAAGCCGCAGAUAUAACUAAAAAAACCAAAAUAAAAAACUUUAUUAAACAAAAAACCCAAAACUUUGGCUGUAAAUGUGAAGAGACGAGAGAAACAGCGGAUAUACCGAGUGAAAUUUGUGUCAUAAGCAAAGCCAAAACAAAACCGAAAAGCCAAACAAAAUAAAAGGCCAUAAGUGACUGUGAAACUGUAAAGUGAUGUGUGGUAAUCGAAAAACAGCAUAAAGAAUGGCCAUAGACCUCCUGAUCCUGGCCCUGCUGCUUGUCUCGUUCCUGAUCAACCUGCUGGCGCUGUGUGCCUUUUGGAUAACGCCAGGCUUGAGGACUACAGCGAAUCGUUUUACGAUCAAUCUGCUGGCCAUCAAUCUCAUUGGGUGCUGCAUCUUGGCCCCCACCUUGUUCCUGGGACUGCCGGGCAAAUCUUCUGCUGUCACUUCACCAUCGGAGACCUUGGAAUUCUUCUCGAAGCCGGGUAACCAUCAGGUCAUAUUCCGUCGAAAUGGUCAGCUUGUGGAGCAGGAUGGCGUCGUGGUGCGAAAGAAUAUCAGCGAAAACGGCGAUACGGUGGAGACCUUCUUCAAGUGCAACGCCACUUAUUGUCGCGAGUUGACCAUCGAUGAGCGCGGCGAUGGUGGCUUUGUUAUUACAGAGACCGAGACCCAUGAGGAGAACCUCUCGGCCUUUGAGAGUUUACCCACAGAGGCUCCCAUCUUGCCACCUGUGCAACUGAGAUGUUGGUCCAUAGACAUGACUGCAGCUCUGGGAGCCUUGGCAGUUCUGCUUGUGGUGGGGGAUACCUGGUGUGCGGUCACAGAUCCCCUGCGUUAUCAUAGUCGCAUCUCGGGGCUAAAAACCUGGAUCUUCAUAGCACUCACCUGGGUGGUGGGUAUUCUGUUUGGAGCUCUAUCCGCCUUUCGAGUUCUGGACUUUGAUGCGGACGCCUUGUUCAGCAGACAACGCCGCAUGGCAGUCACGUACUUCAAUAUCAGCAGCACAAACAGUAUUUUCGGAGUGAUAUACGCGAGUGUAUACUUCAUCGUUAUCAUACUCCUGCCCUUUGGCUUUGUGUGCGGAAUGUACUGGAGGAUCUUCAGUGAGGCCCGCGGUAAUGGGUUGCGCAUGCGCCAGAAUGGAUCAUCGCCGCUUUUGCAGAGCGCCUUGAAUCUGACAGCUGGCCAACAGGCGGCUCAAACGAAUCAGUUUUCCAACAGCUUGUGUGUUCAUAGGCAUUCCAUAUCCUCGGCCAGUUCGCAUGGUGGAAACAGCAGCUUGGGCAUUGGCCUUGGCGGUCUGCAGAUGCAAAUUGAUCAGCGCCAGCAACCAAGGAGUUCACCUAGCUGCUUGAGGAGGGAUUCAGCGGCUAAAGUUCUGCUGCCCACCAUUUCCGAUGAUGGUGGCUCAGAUGCGGAAAGUGGAGCCGGAGUACAACUAAUGCCAGUGCAGGAGCACUCUCUGUCUGAUCGAAAUCAGAAUAUAAUGCUGACUCUGCAAACGGCCAGUGGAGAGAUCAAGAGGAACUACUCCGCUAGACAGUUACCCCUGUUGGGCACUUCCUCUCAAGAUCUGAGGGAGGCUCAUCGUCUCCAAGGCAUUCGCCAGGUGCACAGCUCCCCAAAUCUGCACAAGUACACUGAACUGCGUCAGGAUUCUUUGAGUGAGGAGUGUGGCUCGCCGCAUCUUUUGGGCCAUGCCCAGCGGCAACAGCAGCAGCAAUCGCAGCAGUUGCACCUGCAGCAUCAGCAGCACCAACAUCAUCACAACCACCAGCAUCACCCGCACUUCAGUUCGCCACGUCACCAGCAGCACGGGCACGCCCUCCAAAUACCCGCCAUCCACGCUUCCCCCAAGGCUCUCAGCUACAUGAGCUCCUUGCGACAUCGUCUGAGCAACGCUAGUUCGCUGUUCAAAUACCGGGAGGAGUCGAGAGCCGCCCGCAUCAGCAUUUUGGUUGUGGUGAUGUUUGUAGUCUCGUACCUGCCUUUUGGACUGCUGGUACUCCUGCAAUCGCGGUUAUCGGCUGCCAAUUUCGGUGGCUCUUCGCAGUUGGCCAUCUUCAUGAUCCUGCUGGCCAACCUCAUCCCCUUCAUCUUCGCCUAUAGAAAUAAAAGGGUGCGACGUGGAGUCAAGCGGCUGUUUGGCCUGGAAUCAUCGGCUGGUCUGCAGCGUCACUGCAGCAGCAGUGUGAAGACCAAUGGAACUGCUGGACCUGCUGCAGGUGGUGCACAGUUGCAGCGCAACAGCAGCAAGCUGUCGCAGUACAGCAGUAACAGUUGCAGGUAUCUCACGCCUCAGACUUCACUGGUCAGCCAAGUACCGGUGCAUACGACCUUGACUUUGAGGCCGAACAGCAGCUGCAGCACCAUCAUUAAUUUCGGAGGAGCAAGGGGCUCCGCAGAAUCGGAGGAACCCCCACCGGCAACACCACCACCCACUGUUGCCGUUGCAACGCCGCCCACUCGCCCACAACGCCCUAAACUGCAAAGGGGCAUCACCAUUGUGGAGCAUAUAGCUAUAACACCAACUACUCCCCAAAAGUUCCAGAAUCGACGGGCCAGGCUCUUCGACAUGUUCUUCCGAGGCUCGAAGAAACUGCAGUCGGGCUGCCAGAGCCAGAGUUUGCCCACAGAGGUCUAAGGGGGGUUAAGAUAACUAUAUAUCUUAGAAUUUAGACAAACACUAAACUCGCUUGCUGAAGAAUUCUAAAAACAGUAUUCGUAAUUUGUAAGAUUAGCAAUUAGCAAAGACAACUGUUUGAAUUUGAGUUUUAAGACCAGAUCAUGCUGUCCUAGAAGCUUCUCAUGCCAAAAACUAAAACAAGAAAAACACAAAGAAAGUCAAGCUAUAAAGUUUGAGAUGCUUUAAAGUAAUACAAAAACACAAAAACAAAAUAACAAAGUACCUUUAACAAAUAGAAAACUGUGUACAAGUCAAAUUAACAAAGUUUGAGAGACAGGAGUUGUAGUCUUAGGGUGGAUAUCAAACUGUAAAGUGGAACCAAGCCAAGCCAAGUCGAGAUCGUAAUCAAUGUACCUAAGCAACAAGCAUAUGAACAUUUAAUGUUUUUACUCAAGUGGAACCACAAACUAACACAAAAGAAUAGCACGACAGCACAGUUAUUUCGAGCUCACCCACUAAUUUAUUAUUUAUUAUAACAAUUGUAAAUAUUUAUUAGACAUCCACACCGCAAAGCUUUAACUCCAAACAACAUUCUGGCUAAAAGAAAAACAAGAAGAGACGCAAACAUUCAAUUCAUAAGUUAAUUAAGUCAAUGUGCAAAGCAUAUGUGUAUUCUAGAGCUUAAGUUGUAGUAGCCGAGUAGUCUUAAAUUCCGAGCACUUAGUGCCGAGCAGUGCUUUUUCCACCUGGCCAACUGGAGCGUCAUUUGCAGGCGGCAUUUUCAUAUUGAAAAUGUCUCUUGGCCAGUGCAAUGCUGCAUUUGCCAGUUGGCCAGAACGUCAGUCAGCAGUUAGUUAGCCCUUGGCUAGCCAACGGCUAUUGCGCCAUUAAGUCAAUUUGCUUUUUGUAGAACUCCGCGGGCAUUGCGUGCAGCUAAAUACCUCAUUAGAUUUAAUUUAAAGUGUGAGAUGGAUAGCGGCAAUAGGUCAAAGGUCUUAGCCAUCGACCAUUGCCUAUGCAUAAUGCAUGGAGGAAUAGUCGAUUGGCCCUGGCAUUUGUCUCUUUUCGUUUUAGUCCGCUCCAGGCCAGAAAGCUUUAUACCUUAAGUUCUCCUGCUUUGAUUUCCCUUGGCUGCACAAAAUCCAAAAAGAAAAAAUGAAAAGAAAAGAUGAAAAAAACCAACAGACACACAACACUAAACAACCUCGAAUUUAUAUUUCUAAAGUUUAUAUUUUAUAAAAAGUGUGCAUAGGAAAUAUCUAUAAAUAUUCAUGCAUGUGUGUCGGACAAAGAAAAUAUUUCAAAACCAAUUAUUGUGAUGUUGAGCAAGGGGGCAAGCAAGAAUGUAAUUUCGAAAUGCAUUAAAAAUAACUUAAAACAUGUAUUAAUAGUUAUACUAUAUACAAGCUUAUGUGUGUAUACAUAUAUACCUUUACUAAAUAGUGAUAUUUUUCAAAUUUAUUCAACUGUCAUUCGCUAAACCAUUCGAUGUAAGCGCAAAAAGCAAAUCUAAAACUAAAAAAACGAAAAGUAAAACAAAAACAAGUUCAAUGUGACAAAUUAGCUUAUAAUCCGAAAAGAAAAAUGAAUUAACAGUAACAAUUGGUGGCUGAUGCAAGUCCAAUCCGGUAUUUUCCAGCCAAGCUGCUAAUAAAUUCGAAAAUGAAACACCACACACAACAAAAAAACCAUACCAAACCACAAAAAGAGCAAGAAACUAUUCAAAUAAAAGAUUAUGUGUCUUAAAAGAAUUAA
Molecule: messenger RNA, 4902 nt
Organism: Drosophila eugracilis
Lineage: Eukaryota; Metazoa; Arthropoda; Insecta; Diptera; Drosophilidae
Biological process (GO): adenylate cyclase-activating adrenergic receptor signaling pathway
Cellular component (GO): membrane
Molecular function (GO): dopamine neurotransmitter receptor activity, coupled via Gi/Go; G protein-coupled receptor activity
Source: RefSeq, a predicted model, not a curated record